Messenger RNA from Lactuca sativa (garden lettuce), 2255 nucleotides. Lineage: Eukaryota; Viridiplantae; Streptophyta; Magnoliopsida; Asterales; Asteraceae. The record is from RefSeq and is a predicted model, not a curated record.
AAUCUAAGGUGUUUACGUCGACAAGCUAUUUGCUUACGGGCUUCCUCUCAUGCCUCCGUCAUCUGGUGGUAAGCUGUCUGCUUGCCUGUCUCAACAUCCCUUCAUCCCUACCUCAUCGUGACGUGACAUUGGGGUCUAACAAACGACGCCGUUUACCGGCGGAGAAAGGUGGCUGACUGCUUGCUUCUGGUCAUCCUGACCUCACGCUGAGGCAGGAGACUUCACCGUGGGUUUUCCUUAAAGAUGGCGGCGUUUCCCUAAAGCUGCUUUCCACCUCAUGCUUGGUUUAAAGUGUCAAUGAAACAUGGAUCAAAACCUCAGAUUCUCUUUUCCGAGUCAACCUCUUGAUAGACCUCCAAUUGCCACCUAAUGUUGAUACUUCUUAAAAUCAUUUACCACUAUGAGAAGAUUUUUAUUUGGACUUGAAGCACCACCUUAUCUAUACGAUAAGCGAUUUGUGUUGCUGACACUGCUGGUUAUUCUACGGAAUCAAGGUAGGUGGAUGUCGGUACUGCUAACGUCUCCGCCUUACCCUUUUGGUUUGCAUGCUUUUCGCCGGCGGUCGAUUCAUCGGUAUGCCGAUUUCAGGUAUGUGGGUUUAUAAUGCAAGUAUCCGGUUUUGAUUUUAGGUUUUUAUUUAUUUAUUUAUUUUUAUUUUUUUAUUUACUUUUUGGCUAUCAUGUACAUGUAAUAAUUCAUCUAUCAUUUCCUUUGCUUUUAUUUGUUUUUAUUAAAUUCUUUUUUGAUGCACCGAGAAGAACACAAUAUGGAUUCAUUAUGAAUUGUGAAAUUUAAAUCCUUUUCCGAUUUGUGAAAUUUAAAGAUUACUUGUACACCAUACAUAAUGGUGGUUAGGGAGCUGGAGAAACUGGCAUGCAGUCACUGUUAUUCACAAAUACAGGUACCAAAUACUUAUAUUAUAUUCAUUUUAAAAACUUGUAUACUAUUGGUGGCUUCUGUCGAAGGAAGUGUAUCUUUGGAAGCAAUUUGAGCAGGUAAAUCUUGAACGCGAGCUUGUCAUGUAAGUUUUCAAUGCAUAACACUCAGAAAAUGAUGUAAUUUAUGUUGUUACAGGAGAGAAGCAAUGAUACGUCUCAGAAAGGCAAAUUGAAUACAUAAAAUUACUUAUUUAGGAUUUGAGGAAUGUAUAAUUUGAGAAACUUUUUUUUAAAGAUUAAAAAAAAUUCACAAUGGAAACUUAGGUUGCUCUAAAAGCUGCACAACAGGCAAGAGAUAAAGGUGUUUCUAGCCUUUGUACAGAGCUUGGGGGUGAUAAAUGGUAGUUUUUUUUUUUAUUAAAAAUAUGGGUUUUUUUAGAUUUUUGUCUUUUUUUAAUGCUGAUUAUUUUCUCUCCUUUUAUGGUUGUUUGAAUCAAAGCUUAAAAUAAGAGAUCUCUGGUGUCAUGGAUCAGCUAAGGGAAGUUGAAUUUGAAGAAAAACCUCCACACAAUAACACAAAAAUGGUUUUGACUCAUAAGGAAAUGAUAUGCUUGAUUUUAUACUUGGGGGUUUUCUGAGGGUGUUUUUUUUGUCAUUUGUUCCCUUUUUCUUUGAAUUUUUUCAGCAAGAGGUGGUUUUAGAAAGGUGUUGGCUUGGGGUUUAGUUGUGCAACAUGAUAAUCUUCCCAUAAAUGAAUCUUUUUUCCAUCUAUAAUGUGCUUAUUAUGAUGCCUUAUCUUUCUUGUUUUUAAGGUAUAUAUGUUGACAUAACAAGGUCAAAGCAUGAACAUUGGUCAUCAUUUGUAUCUCUGCCAUUGGAAGUUGUCAUCCCGGCUGGACAAAAGGCAAUGGAGGAUUCUUAGCAUGGUGGUGAUGAUGAUUCUGAUAGGCAAAAACUAUAUUCGUGCCAUCAAUGACCAAUAUGGGGACGAAAAUAUCAAGAGUAUGCUUUCAGUUGAAAUGGGUUCAGGGAAAUGGCUUUCCUUAAAAGGUAGAAGAUGUUGUUUUGUUGGCACUAGCCCAACAACGUGGUUUAAAUUUAAUUUGCCAAUCCAGCCCCCGGAUUUCACUAUCUGGUAGGAAUGUAAUUGCGCCUUAGCUCAUGGACUUCACGACAAGCAUAUGAUGAAGGAUUCUUUUCUCUAUACAAGUCACCCUAACUUUGUUUGCACCCUUUCACUGAUUUAAACAAGGUUCUAUACCUAACCGAAAUUGUUGCUCUUAGCUGGCUUGGGACCAUAAGAAAUUUUGUUGUAAUCUAUUUUCAUUUGUAAAACAAUUCAAUUAUAGCAUCAUAAUUUGACUUUAUUCUCUACAA